GCACUGGCACGCGCCGCAAACGAAGCGCUGGAAUGGAUUAUACAAAUUUAACUAGCGCCAAUUCUCCUAACCGUGAUGCCUGCCUGGUGUUGAACAAGACAAAAAUAUUGAUAAAUCUUUACGAAGGCAUACCGGAAACGCUGUUGUUGAAUGUGAUUGCUUGGUUUUUUCUCAUCCUGCUGUUCAAUCUACUGCGCCAGCAGGCGUGGGAUUAUGGACGGUUGGCCCUGGUCAACAUACAGGGAGAAAAUAAACGAUGGACACAGCUAUUCUAUGCACACCGGAACGCCGGAGGAAGCGGCUCUAGUGAAUCGUCUGACGCGUUCAACAGCAUCAGCAUCGAUCGAGGUUGCUUUUCGUGGAUUUUAGCCACAUUUCGGCUGACCAAAGAACAAAUCCUCACCCACAGCGGGCCGGACGCCGUGCACUACCUUUCAUUUCAGCGGCAUCUGAUGGCGGUGAUGGGCAUCAUGACGGUGGUUUCGAUCGUGAUCAUCCUGCCUAUCAACUUCUCCGGCGCAUUAAGUGGCGACAAGAACUCGUUCGGGCAUACGACCCUCUCUAAUCUGGACCCGAACUCGCCAACGAUGUGGGUGCACGUGUUUUUCGCGAUCGCGUACGUCCCGAUGGUGGUGUUGAUUAUGCGACGUGCGUCCGGAAGAAACGCAUUCAAAACAGCUCCAACGCGCACGAUUAUGGCGACCAACAUUAGCCAGGGUGACUGUAGCAAAACCGUUAUCCGUACUUUUCUGCAUCAACUCUUCCCGGAGGUGGAAAUCCAGGACAUUCAGAUGGCGUAUAAUAUAUCGAGUUUGAUCAAGGCGUCGGAAGAGUACGAGCGAACAGUCGAGGCUAGGAUCUUCUGCGAAGCGCAACGUGGAGCAAACGCUAUCGAGGCAAAACCAUUAUUUUUCAGUUGCAACAAAGUGGACGCCCUCGAGUACUACAAGGAAAAGGAGGUUCAACUGGGUGGUGAGGUAGCACGGUUACGGGCCUCGGCCCUGAACGAACCGCUUGGUAUCGCAUUUGUGACGCUCCGUUCCAUACAAGAUGCACAACACGUGAUGUUACAUUUCAAACCCGGUACGUAUCGUUCGUGGAACCUUUCGUUCGCGCCGGCACCGUCGGACAUCUUCUGGGAAAAUCUCAACAUCGAUACCGCUCAGUGGUACUGCAAGUGGGCCACUGUCAAUUUUGCGUUGUUCGUGUUUCUUUUCUUCCUCACCACUCCGGUCAUCAUCGUGAACUCUCUGGAUACUCUUUCACUUACCAAAAAUACCACCUCGCAGAUAAGCAAAAUUAGUCCUUUGAUUUCUGAGUUCCUGCCGACGCUUCUUCUAUGGUCCCUAUCGGCGUUAAUGCCGGUAAUCGUGGCCUACUCGGACACCUGGUUAUCGCAUUGGACGCGUUCAAGGCAAAAUUACCUCAUCAUGACCAAGACUUUCGGCUACCUGUUAUUUAUGAUCCUGAUUUUACCUUCACUCGGACUCACCAGCGCCCAGGCAUUGCUACAAUGGACGAUCGAGUCGAACGACACGUACCGCUGGGAUUGCAUCUUUCUGCCGGACAAGGGUGCAUUCUUUGUGAACUACAUCAUUACGGCCGCGUUCAUCGGUACCGCACUCGAGUUGAUCCGCUUUCCCGACCUGAUCUGCUACAUCUGGAAACUGGCGACGGCCAAAUCGCGUGCCGAAACGCCUUACAUCCGGAAGACAAUCCUCAUCACGUUUCCGUUCGGCAUUCACUACGCGUGGAUGUUGAUGGUGUUUACGACAAGCACGGUGUACAGUCUUGCCUGCCCACUGAUAAUGCCGUUCGCAAUGGUGUACAUUACCUUGAAGCACUUUGUCGACAAGCAUAACCUUUUCUUUGCAUUCGCACCGUCCAACAUGAUUAGCCAGGGCAGUGGCGGCAAGAUACACAGCACCGCAGUUACUAUGACCAAGAUUUCCGUAGUGUUACUGCUCGUCAUUAUGGCCGCACUGGCAGUGGUACGAACGGCCGCGGUGGAAAUGCGCGCCGUCGUGCUGCUACUGGCCCUAUGUGGCACGCUAGUGAUGUUUGCCAGCAUGUCACCGAUCAAACGAUGCACUACAAAGCCGUUACGCAUCGUGGAAACGGGUGACGAUGCGCCUAUCUAUGUCGCGGACGUACUGAUCAAUCGUCGCAUGGUGUCGGACAGCCCAUCGCAUCUCAGCUACGGCUCCGACACCACCAUGAACAUAGCGUUGAACGACGCUGGCGUUAGUGUGACCCCCGAAGUUCGAGAUGCGAUGAGAAACAUCCAGAAGCUGCUCGAGUUUCUCACGAUUGUUCUCGCAGUAUUCCGUCAAGGGUUAACCAGUAGUAACAAAAUGCCUUCUGCAAUCGGAAUUGACCUGGGCACCACGUACUCGUGCGUCGGUGUGUUCCAGCAUGGAAAGGUAGAAAUCAUCGCCAACGACCAGGGCAACCGUACGACCCCGAGCUAUGUUGCCUUCUCGGACACAGAGCGGCUCAUCGGCGACGCGGCCAAGAACCAGGUGGCCAUGAACCCCACAAACACAGUGUUCGACGCUAAGCGAUUGAUUGGACGCAAGUAUGACGACCCCAAGAUUCAGGCCGAUCUGAAGCACUGGCCGUUCACGGUGGUCAACGAUUGCGGCAAACCAAAGAUUCAGGUGGAAUUCAAAGGCGAGCGUAAGACAUUCGCCCCGGAGGAGAUCAGCUCGAUGGUGCUUACCAAGAUGAAGGAAACGGCCGAAGCAUACCUGGGCCAGUCGGUGAAGAACGCGGUCAUCACUGUUCCAGCGUACUUUAACGACAGUCAACGCCAGGCCACGAAGGACGCCGGAGCCAUCGCAGGUCUGAAUGUGAUGCGAAUCAUCAACGAACCGACGGCCGCCGCCUUGGCGUACGGUUUGGACAAGAAUCUGAAGGGAGAGCGCAACGUGUUAAUCUUCGACCUGGGCGGAGGAACGUUCGACGUGUCCAUCCUGACCAUUGACGAGGGAUCGCUGUUCGAGGUGCGCGCCACUGCUGGAGAUACUCAUCUGGGCGGCGAAGACUUCGACAACCGGAUGGUGGCCCACUUCGUCGAAGAGUUCAAGCGGAAGCACAAGAAGGACCUAUCGAGGAACGCCAGGGCCCUUCGCCGCCUGAGAACGGCCUGCGAGCGAGCCAAGCGCACCCUGUCUUCCAGCACGGAGGCCACGAUUGAGAUUGACGCCCUGAUGGAUGGAAUCGACUAUUACACCAAGAUCAGCCGUGCGCGCUUCGAGGAACUGUGCUCGGAUCUGUUCCGUUCAACUUUGCAACCGGUGGAGAAAGCCCUUUCGGAUGCCAAGAUGGACAAGAGCUCCAUCCACGAUAUCGUCCUGGUCGGUGGUUCGACCCGCAUCCCGAAGGUGCAAUCGUUGUUGCAGAACUUCUUCUGUGGCAAGUCGUUGAACCUGUCCAUCAAUCCCGACGAGGCGGUGGCUUAUGGUGCAGCGGUGCAGGCGGCCAUUCUGAGUGGGGACAAAGAUGAGAAGAUCCAGGAUGUGCUGUUGGUGGACGUGGCUCCGCUGUCGCUGGGAAUCGAAACGGCCGGAGGCGUUAUGACGAAGUUGAUCGAACGCAACUCACGCAUUCCCUGCAAGCAGACGCAGACCUUCUCCACCUACGCGGACAAUCAGCCGGGAGUGUCGAUCCAGGUGUUCGAGGGCGAACGAGCGAUGACGAAGGACAACAACCUGCUGGGUCAGUUCGAUCUGUCCGGCAUUCCACCAGCGCCACGUGGAGUACCGCAAAUCGAAGUGACUUUUGACUUGGACGCCAACGGCAUCCUGAACGUGUCGGCGAAGGAAAAGAGCACCGGCAAGGAGAAAACGAUCACGAUCAAGAACGACAAGGGUCGACUGUCGCAGGCCGACAUCGAUCGCAUGCUGGCCGAGGCGGAGAAGUUCCGCGAGGAGGACGAAAAGCAACGAGAGCGUGUCGCUGCCCGCAACCAGCUUGAGGCGUACUGCUUCAAUCUGAAACAAUCGCUGGAAUCGGCAGGAUCGAAGCUAAGCGAAAGCGACCGAAAAACCGUGCAGGACCGGUGCGACGAGACGCUGCGUUGGAUCGACGGCAACACCAUGGCCGAGAAGGAGGAGUUCGAGCACAAGAUGCAGGAGUUGACGCGCGCCUGCAGUCCUAUCAUGGCGAAGCUACACCAACAGUCGGGUGCUGGGCCGGCACCGAGCAGUUGUGGCCAACAGGCAGGAGGCUUCGGUGGACGCUCUGGACCCACGGUUGAGGAGGUGGAUUAA
This is a messenger RNA of Anopheles coustani, 4274 nucleotides long. RefSeq names its product CSC1-like protein 1. Gene Ontology annotation, cellular component: cytoplasm; membrane. NCBI's taxonomy places the organism in Eukaryota, Metazoa, Arthropoda, Insecta, Diptera, Culicidae. Bases 33 to 4274 code for a protein of 1413 amino acids. The transcript is spliced from 3 exons. Gene Ontology annotation, biological process: cellular response to unfolded protein; protein refolding. Gene Ontology annotation, molecular function: ATP binding; ATP-dependent protein folding chaperone; heat shock protein binding. The record is from RefSeq and is a predicted model, not a curated record.